CCUCUUCCCUUAGGCCUUAUCACCAAGCAUCUUUUCUCACACAGCCAUCCAGACUAAGGAAGACCCGGAAACUUAGGGGCCACGUGAGCCACGGCCACGGCCGCAUCGGCAAACACCGGAAGCACCCGGGAGGCCGCGGUAAUGCUGGUGGCAUGCAUCACCACAGGAUCAACUUCGACAAAUAUCACCCAGGAUACUUUGGGAAAGUUGGUAUGAGGCAUUACCACUUAAAGAGGAACCAGAGCUUCUGCCCAACUGUCAACCUUGAUAAAUUGUGGACCUUGGUCAGUGAGCAGACACGGGUAAAUGCCGCCAAGAACAAGACUGGAGCUGCUCCUAUCAUUGAUGUGGUGCGAUCGGGUUACUACAAAGUUCUGGGGAAGGGAAAGCUCCCAAAGCAGCCUGUCAUCGUGAAGGCCAAAUUCUUCAGCAGAAGAGCUGAGGAGAAGAUUAAGGGUGUCGGUGGGGCUUGUGUCCUGGUAGCUUGAAGCCACAUGGUGGGAGAUUCAUUAAAUGAUAAGUGCUUUUC
This is a messenger RNA of Eubalaena glacialis (North Atlantic right whale), 529 nucleotides long. RefSeq names its product ribosomal protein L27a (gene RPL27A). The record is from RefSeq and is a predicted model, not a curated record. The coding region runs from base 153 to 488 and encodes 111 amino acids. Gene Ontology annotation, molecular function: structural constituent of ribosome. The transcript is spliced from 4 exons. NCBI's taxonomy places the organism in Eukaryota, Metazoa, Chordata, Mammalia, Artiodactyla, Balaenidae. Gene Ontology annotation, cellular component: ribosome; cytosolic large ribosomal subunit. Gene Ontology annotation, biological process: translation.